Messenger RNA from Saxophila tyrrhenica, 648 nucleotides. RefSeq lists its product as uncharacterized. Gene Ontology annotation, molecular function: carbonate dehydratase activity; zinc ion binding. Gene Ontology annotation, biological process: carbon utilization; cellular response to oxidative stress; cellular response to carbon dioxide. The record is from RefSeq and is a predicted model, not a curated record. NCBI's taxonomy places the organism in Eukaryota, Fungi, Ascomycota, Dothideomycetes, Mycosphaerellales, Extremaceae. The transcript is spliced from 2 exons. Gene Ontology annotation, cellular component: cytoplasm. The coding region runs from base 1 to 648 and encodes 215 amino acids.
AUGGCUGGGCAGGCUGAAGACGACGCCUUCAAGCAAUGCCUCGAGUACAACCAGCGCUGGGCGGCCGACACCGCCAAAAACGACCCCGACUUCUUCCCUAGCCUCGCAAAGGGACAAGCACCCCAAAUCCUCUGGCUCGGCUGCUCUGAUGCGCGCAAGCCCGAGACCACCAUUCUCGGCCUCAAGCCCGGCGACGUCUUUACCCAUCGCAACAUCGCCAACGUCAUCAACCCGACCGACCUCAGCCUGCUGAGCGUCGUCGAGUUCGCCGUCCGCCACAUCAAAGUCAAGCACGUGGUCGUGUGCGGACACACGAGCUGCGGCGGCGUGGCCGCGACGCUGAACAACAACAAGCUCGGCGUGUUGGAUCUGUGGCUACAGCCGAUGCGUAUGCUGCGGGAGAAGCACGCGGGUGAGCUGGCGAAGCUCGAGGGCAAGGACAAGAGCAAUUACAUGGCGAAGUUGAAUGUGCAGCAAGGCGUGGGGAAUCUUAGGAGGAUACCGACGGUGAUUGAGGCUAUGCAGGAGCGUGGCUUGCAGAUUCACGGGGUGAUUUAUGAUCUUGGGACGGGAUUGCUGGAGGAUCUAGAGUGUGGCGAGGAUGAGGAUGCGGUGAAGAACCGGAUUGCUGCGUUCGAGACGAAGUGA